GCGUGUCCUCUCACAGGAAGGCGUGUGUGACAUUUGCUGCUAGAAGCUAGCAGCCGGAUAAAGAUGAUCAGUGGAAGGGAAUAGGAGAUACUUUUUCUUGCGGCGCUGGAGCUGACUUUUGGGGUGCACUUUAUUGAACUUUUCACGCUACAGUCUUCAGUUUGCGUGACGUGUAGAGUUUAGUAAAACUUUAACUCGUUUUAUUUGUGGAGGGAGGGCUAAAAGGCUUUUCAUAACUUGUACAGUAAAGUGCGCUGAGUUCCGGUUGAGGUCGUUUCAGCCUCGUGCAGCCGUUGACUCUGUAACUUUCCGUUUUGUUUCGAUGUGUUGCUGUUUGAGUUCGCGCCUGCUGACUUGGCGAACUGCGCUCCUUUGCUCACAAGGUUAAAUUUAGCUUUAGCGAACUAGCUGCUCCACUCAUGCCCCGCCGCUGCAGCUCUCCCACUUUCUUAUGCUGACUCUUCGGGGCAGGUGUGGCGUAAGUAGGCCAGGUGUGUUGUGGGAUAGAUAGUUUGGCGUGUCUCGCUAAGUCCAGCGGUGGGUUUCAGGCAUAUAUCUGUGCGAGCGGAACCAUGCUGCUCUCUCUGGUGGUGCACACCUACUCGCUCCGGUACUGGUUCCCAGCCACGAUCAUGCUGGGAACAGCCCCAGCUUACCUGCUGUCAUGGGGCGUUUGGCGCAUGCUUUCAACUGUAUUACCAGCAAGUAUUUAUCACAAGAUAGACGACCGGAUAUACUGCAUCUACCAGAGCAUGGUCCUGUUUUUCUUUGAGAACUACACAGGAGUGGAGAUUGUCAUAUAUGGGGAUAUACCAAAGAAGAAGGAAAAUGUCGUUUACCUGUCAAAUCAUCAGUGUACAGUUGAUUGGAUCAUCGCUGACAUGCUCGCCAUCAGACAGAGCGCUCUGGGUCACGUGAGAUAUGUCCUCAAAGAUGGACUCAAGUGGCUCCCGCUUUAUGGAUGGUAUUUCUCUCAGCAUGGGGGAAUCUAUGUGAAACGAAGUGCAAAGUUUAAUGAAACGGCCAUGAGAAAGAAGCUUCUCAACCAGACGCAAACAGGAACUCCAAUGUACCUUGUCAUUUUCCCAGAAGGAACUCGGUAUAAUCCUGAGAUCAAGAGCGUCAUUGCUGACAGUCAGGCUUUCGCUAAAAAACAAGGACUGGCCGUUCUUAAGCACACGCUUACUCCAAGGAUGAAGGCCGCUCAUGUUGCCAUCGAGACCAUGAGAGACCACCUGGACGCCGUGUAUGACGUCACUGUGGCCUAUGAAGGAACGCUGGAUGGCUCCAGUCGGAGAAGAUCUGCUCCCUCCAUGCCAGAAUUCCUCUGCAAAGAAUGCCCCCGUGUGCACAUACACUUUGACCGCGUGGACAUAAAUGAAAUCCCUCCAGAGCCCGAGUUUUUCCGCAGAUGGCUGCACGAGCGCUUUGAGAUCAAAGACCGGCUUCUGACAGACUUCUACGAGUCUCAGAAUUUGGAGAAGAAGACCAGGUUCCCCAGGGAGGCAAAAGCGUCUCCACUGAGGCUCUACAGGACCCUCCCGUCAGUGAUGAUCCUGGGAGGACUGACACUGCCACUGCUGCUGACGGAGAACGGCAGGAAACUCUACGUGCGGACCUGGGUUUGCGGGACGCUGCUGGGUUGGGUGUGGGUGAAUCUCUCCCUUUAGCAAACAGGGUGGGGACGUCGCAACGACAUGCAAAGAAAAACGUGAAGACGGGUGCCAUUUACCGUAUCCCAGCAACAUGGGGGCGUGUUCCAAGUGCAGAGCAACAAUCUCAGUUUUUGACCUUCCAACCGUCACCAGAAGAUGUAAAAACAAAUGUAAGAGUUUUAGCAGCUUUGAUUUUUGGAUUUGCAACCUAAAGUAAAGAGGAAAAACAAAGAGAGUAGAUUUGUGAAUAGAUAUUAUGGUUCUAAAAAAUUGAGCUAAAUGACAAAAUUAAAGAAAACAGAAGUUUUUAAAAUCAUAUACCAUCAUUUGGUUUAUCUAAAUUGCUAUUUCUGCAUGCAGUUGUCCCCCAAUUUUUUUUUUAUUAAAGCUUUCAUUUUUUCUAAUGCCAAGUGUACUGUGUUUUAAGAAAAAAACACAUAAUUGAUCUCAAGUGCGCUGAAAACAGUUGUAAUGUUUUUUUUAUGCCAAUUCCCAUAUCAGGAAAUUUAUGCACUUUUCUCAUGUAAAGUUCUAUUUUUACACUGGUAGAACAAAACAAGGCAAAAAGUAGCUCAUGACCCUGACACCAGCUGCAUUAACCACCACAGACAUUCAUGUAAAUGUGUUUGCUUUGACUGAAUGUAGCCGUUCAAACAGGAUUCUUUAUGCUUCAAAAUAAAAGCGUCCUCCGUUGGCCAUCGUUUCAGCAGAAGUCUGAACUCAAACUGAAAGAAUGUGUGUAAAAACAGUGUUCUACCAUUGUAAAAUAUUACUUGAACCUUUAAAUGUUGGUCAUUGCCAAAAGCUGGUGUGUCUGCCACAGUGUUGUUCUGAUCGUCUCUUUGUGUUUAAGCAAUAGCCAUCAUAUUUCUCACCCCGGGGAGCAAGAAACAAGCGUAUUAUCUUUUUUUUUUUUCCUUAUACAUUUUCAACUUGUGUUGCUUUAAAAUUAUUUUACAGCUCAGAUAGAGGUUUAUAUCCUACAAAAUGCUUACAAAGCCAUGUUAACAGUAUAUCACCUGUGCACUCAAAGCCAUUUGUAUUAUAACAUCACUGUAUUGUGAAAUGCACCAUUGUUUACACAAAAAUAAUCCCUGUGUUUUCUGUAUUUUAGUCUCUUGGUUCUUUAGGUCUACAAUUUUUCUUUUUUCUUUAUGUUGAUGGUACCAUAAUGUCAUAAUUUUUACAUCACUCCAAUACCUCACAUGAGUAAUCCUCCCUUGAUAAAUGACCUUUGUCAUCCAUUUUAUAGUCAUUUUUAUUCAGAUAAGACCAGACUCUUCAGGAGAAUCUGUAGAAGGCAUUUAAACUUCAACUGUUUCUGGAAAUGUGUGCCUUCUCUUUUGGGGGGCCACAAUGGCUCUUCCUCUGCAGGUGACUGCAUUCUGGCUCUCUUUUUUCUGAGCUGCAACAUGUAGUCGUCUUGUCUACGGCCCACAGUGGCUUAUUUUGCUCUAAGAAUGCUUUGAGUUAAUCCUUUUGGGACUGUUAUUAAAAUUAUGAAAGCUAUCAUGUUGGGAGUGGAGAUGAAUUACAAUAAAAGUUUUUUUUUUCUUCUU
Oryzias latipes (Japanese medaka) is the source of this 3214-nucleotide messenger RNA. RefSeq names its product 1-acylglycerol-3-phosphate O-acyltransferase 5 (lysophosphatidic acid acyltransferase, epsilon) (gene agpat5). Gene Ontology annotation, biological process: phosphatidylinositol acyl-chain remodeling. NCBI's taxonomy places the organism in Eukaryota, Metazoa, Chordata, Actinopteri, Beloniformes, Adrianichthyidae. Gene Ontology annotation, molecular function: acyltransferase activity. The record is from RefSeq and is a predicted model, not a curated record. Gene Ontology annotation, cellular component: endomembrane system; endoplasmic reticulum; mitochondrion.